Molecule: messenger RNA, 3051 nt
Organism: Gasterosteus aculeatus aculeatus (three-spined stickleback)
Lineage: Eukaryota; Metazoa; Chordata; Actinopteri; Perciformes; Gasterosteidae
Gene: sergef
Product: secretion regulating guanine nucleotide exchange factor
Source: RefSeq, a predicted model, not a curated record
AUGCUUUACGACAGUGUCGCAAAUCAUGAUGCAACUUCACUCAUGGAAACGAGCCCGCGGACGGAGUUUUGUUUGCACUCUUGGGGAGCUAACAGCUACGGGCAGCUCGGACAGGGGCACGUGGAGGACCUGUCGGAGCCCCGGCUCGCAGACACCGCCGCUCUAAAACACACUGCUUUACGGGCCGUCAGCGGGGGCGGGGGUCACACCGCGGCCCUUUCCGAAAGCGGAGAGGUGUUUGUGUGCGGACAGAAUCACAGAGGCCAGCUGGGACUCGGCCACAAUGCAGACGUCUCAACUCUCCAACUCUGCCCCAGUCUGAACCAAAGGGUCACAAAAGUAGUCUGUGGUUGGGAUUUUACUCUUCUUCUCAACGACUGUGGUGGAAUACUAGCGUGUGGCUCCAAUGCUUAUGGACAACUGGGGGUUGGACCCAACGUCUCCCACUCGGCAGAGCUCCUGCUCGUUGAGAGUCUGGGGGAGCCGGUGGUGAGUGUAGCAGCAGGACUCAGACAUUCGUUAGCCGUUACUGACUCCGGCCGCGUCUACCAGUGGGGUAGCGGUCUUUACACUCACGCUAAGAGAGCCCUUAGUCCACGUCCUGUCCCAGCACAUCUCCGCUCUACGGUGCCAGUUCUGGUUCCAGGUUUGGAUCAGAAGACCUCACACAGGGUAACUGCAGGCUCAGCGCACUGCGUGUGUCUUACAGGAGACGGGGAUUUGUUCCUGUGGGGAAGCAACAAGCGUGGCCAGCUGACCGGCACAGAGCCCUUCCUGUCCACGCCGACCCCUGUGAAGCGCUCACUGCUGGGCGGCGAGAAAGUCGCCGGCGCGUGGAGCGGCUGGACGCACGUUGCCGCUCAAACAGAAAGUGGACGAGUGUUCACAUGGGGCAGAGGGGAUUAUGGGCAGCUGGGCCGACGAGCAUCAACCCGUCAGAACCCGACGUGCCCGUCACCGGCAGGCGGAGACCAGGAAGCUCGCCUCCCUGCCGAGGUUGCCGGCCUCCGCGGAGCGACACAGAUUGCAUGCGGAUCUGAACACAACCUUGCCAUUGUAGACGGGUGUCUCCUCUCCUGGGGCUGGAACGAACACGGGAUGUGCGGAGACGGUUCGCAGAGCGACGUCCGCCAGCCGCAGCCCGUCUCCGGAGUCAGACCUCUUCUCAUUGGCUGUGGUGCUGGACAUUCGAUGGCAACGUGCGCCGCAACGACCGACCUGAGACGAAACUCUGCGACCGCUCCGCCUCACUGACCUCGGAGGAGGAGCGUUUAUUCAUCGCGGCACAAUCAGACGAGCAAAACCCAAAGGGCUUUGUGAAUGAACAGCUCUUACUUGUCAGGAGGCUUAUUGGUGGUUCGCGUAGCACCUCGUGAUUAUUUGAAGCGUCUAACACUGCAACUUUCACCUCCCAAAUGGCCUACUUAAGCUCCUCGAAAGGAUCCGGCUGCACUGGCCGUAAAUGCUGAGGGGUGGUUGGUGGGACACCAACUGAUUUAUGUUUCACGUGAAGAGGAGCCGUUAUUUCUCCCAGCAGCCAGUUGCUUUGAUGAAGGUGAUUGGGGCCCACGGACGUGGCCACGCCCACGGCCACGGCUCUCGCCAUGCUGGUCUCCCAGGAGGAAAGCCUCUGUGGGUCGUGUGAGGAAGGGGCCGGACUGGUGCUAUGACUCCAUCCAUGUUAGCAGUUUUAUUGCUGGGAUGAUGUUUGUCAGAAAGCAAUAAAUCUCUGCUCUUCAUAAGGAAAAAUCGCUCGGCCGUGUUUUACCAGUUACACAACAAAUAUAAUUUGUUGGACUGCUGUCCAUCACUUUUUUUUUGCAUUCUGUGUCAUAUUCUUUGAUCAGUACUUGGCUCACUUUCAUACUGUAAACCACUUAAUCUAUUUUGGGGGACAUUUUUUCCUCCGCACUCGACCCAAAAUACAUAUUUAUAAGCUGUGGGCAACCGCAGUGCACCACCCGGUGACCGAACUGCAGGUCUGAAGACACGGCUGUGGUCAAGGGCAGUGACGGAAAUGAGAAUAGCUCAAUGGUGCAAUUUUUUUCUUUUUUAUGUUUCAUGUUUUUAUUUUCUCUAUAUGAUUUAUGCAAAUUUGAUAUAUAUUUAUAUUUUUAUAUAUAUAUAUAUAUAUAUAUAUAUAUAUAUAUACACACAUAUUAAAGACAUUAAUGACAAUGAAUGUGCCCGGAUUAGUUUAGAAAAAAUACAUCCACACUCUAUCAAAUCUGAUCAUUUCUGUGUUUUUUUUAUUUUUUUUAUCACUAUUUAUUGUACAAGCCUGAACUGUAUCGGUCAAAAAGGACACAACAAUCCCGAAACAACAGACCAAUCAAAACGAUCACUGAACACCUCAUUGAGAUAACUAAACCACAAAAUGCACUGUGUUCAAAUUGCACACGCACAACUAAACCACAAAAUGCACUGUGUUCAAAUUCCCGAGUCGCGCCAAACGGCGCAGUAGUUGCCUCUCAGUUGUUAUCAAUCCCUUUUAAUUUUACAGGCUGUUGGGUUAUUUCUUCUCUGCAACAAUGACCAGCACACCAUCCCCUAUUUGUGCUCCGCUCCAAUGGCAGACUGAACUCUGCUGCAUCUGGCUUCACACAGAUCUCACAAGGUUGUUGGCAGUGUUUUUUUUGCAGUUGUUUGGUAAAAAGUUGGUCCCUGUCAUGACAAACAAUUAGGCUGCACUAUGUACCCAAUGGCUCUCCUUUAAGACUUGAAUGAGGUCUUAACAGCCUUGUGUGGGUCCUGCUUGUAUCCUUGUGCUUUUUGAGUGAACUGAUGCUUUCAAUGGCUGGUGGUUGGUUACUAAUGUCAAAUGAAAUGUGCAUUAAUUCGUCACAUGCUCCUGAAUGGUAUGAAUAACUUGCAUAACAGAGGCACUUGUCCAGUAUGUGUGUAAUGUGUUGGCAUUAGUAUAGUUUACUGCUUUAUGCCAAUGUGCAUUUGUGCAGAAAAACAAACCAAUUCCACAUGAUCAACCAUUAAAAUGUAAGACUCAUUAUGAAUGUCUGAGCUAUGAUACGAAUAAAUGUAUUUUAGAUCCAA